AUGUGGAUAAUGAUGUCGAAGCAGUCCUCCGCUUCGUCGCCUUCGUCGAAUGUGCGUGGUGGCUUCGUCGUCGAAGGUCAACCGUCGAACCAUCACCACCACAACCAUCACCAGCAGCAACAGGAGGACCUCGAUGCGAUUGCGAAGCAAAUUUCCGAUCACGCCGAAGCGAUCUAUCAGACAUGGAAAGCUCGUGGCCUAGCGCCAACUGAAAUCCUCAACUGCCAACUGCCGACGACGGACGGUGAGAAUGCUUUCAGCAAAGCCUUGAGUCCUACCGGUACUACUACCUCUUCCGCAUCGCCGUCGUCGUCGUCGCCGUCGUCAUCCGUGUUACCACUAACUUCCGGCAGCAGCGGUUCCGCCGCAUGUGGAAGCCCGAAAUCGUCCACCACUUCCGGGGUAGCCGAAUUGCUGGCGCAGGCUCCCGAGCUAUCGAACAACAGUCUCGAGCAGCUGGUUAGCUCGUUCGUGAACGAAGACAAAGCUCGAAUAGCGGCUCAGAAGCAGCGAUCCACCGGACGAACUCCAACGGCAGCAGGGUCCGCUAUCAAGAGUGUGCUUCAAAAGUUCGAACAGAACGGUGCGCAAAACCUGAGCACCUCCCCAGUCAAUAAACCCAACUACAACAUCCGACCCGGGUCUAGUGUAAAUAAAGUGAACAAUAACCUAAGUAGCUACAGCAGUAACAACAACAGCAACAACAACAGUAACAAUAAUAACAAUAAUCACAGUACGUUAAACAAGAAUAACGUGCCCGAUGUGCUAAAAGAUACGAUCGUCGAGAGACCUCGCGAGAAACCUCAAACUCCGGUCAAACCGGAGCAUCUGUUGAACCAUGUUCCUAGCUGGCCGCUGAAGAACCGCGUAGUGAAGGGUGCACCAGCAGGUCAGCAAGCCAAUUCCGACAAAGUCAACCAUCACCACAGUUCCAGCAGCAGCAGCAGCAGCAGCAGCAUCACCAAUAGCAACAGUGGCCUUAGCAGCAGCAUCGGUAAUCCCGGUUUUCGUGGAAAGAACAACUCCAUCCUGCUAGAAGAGGUAAUACGCGAAGAGGAACGUCUAAUUAACGCCCUUAAAACGGGAACCGUACUGAACAGUAGCGACAGUCUACUGCCGGAAGUGAUCACUUCGACGCUCACCGAUCGUGACGUUCCCGAUUACGGUUACAGUAGCGUUACGGCUCCCGUGAACAUGGUUACCACCACCAAUCUGAUGGCCAGCACCAACGCCAACACCAACGGUAUGAACGGCACUAACGGUACCAACGGUACCAACGGUACCGGCGCCGGCGCCGGUCCGGACGGGCCGAACAGCACGGCCGGUGUCAAGCACUGGAACGGUGUCCCGAUGAAACCGAACCACAUACCGAUCCUGAGCCUGCACCAGAUCCACGAGCAGCAGAAGCUGUCGACGAACUUCACGCGCAACGUUGCGACCACGAGACUGCCGAAGGACUUUGGCCGGCCGGCGGCGCCGGACGACAAGAAGGACUUCCAAGCGAAAACGAUUCCGAGCCCGAUCCGGCCGUUCCUGUCGCGCGGUUCGGUUGCCGAGCGGGUGCUGAUCUUCGAGAAGUGCCCGGAGAAGGCACCGCCCCGGGAGCGACCGAAGGAACCGGUUAAGGUGCAGUCCAAAGCUGUCAACAGACUAAUCCCGCCAAACAUUCAUACGACGCUUCAGCGGCACUUGAGGAACUCGACGAAAGCUCCCUACAUACCACAAUUCCAUUUCCCCAAUGGCAAACCACCGCCAUCAAUCACGACAGAGACAACAAUGCAACGACUGGAGCAGGUCUUCGAUAAUCUUCCCAACUACGAGUGCAGUCGGGACAAGUUCCACAUGAUUGUCACUAUGUGCCAAGUGCCACUGUACUGGCGAGUUCCGCUCUUCAUGUGCACCCCACUAACCUCCAGCGGCUGUGUGAACGGCGACAAGUUCAUCAGCUUCUGGCGACAAAUGACUUCCUUCUGUCACGAUCCACCAUCCCGCUUCGUGUACAUCAUGUCCCGGGGCGAUCGAACCCGGCCUUACAUUCUACCGGAGGAUUUCGCUCCACUAAUACAGGACGUGGUCGAUACGCAUCCGGGGCUGGCAUUCCUGAAGGAGGCGGCCGAGUUCCACUCGCGCUACGUGCACACCGUGAUAGCCCGAAUAUACUACAACGUCAACCGCAGCUGGACGGGGAAGAUUACGACUCCCGAACUGCGAAAGUCCAACCUGCUCGAGGUGAUGCAGCUGCUCGAGGAGGAGGAGGACAUCAACCAGAUUAUGGCGUACUUCAGCUACGAGCACUUCUACGUCAUUUACUGCAAAUUCUGGGAGCUGGAUCGGGAUCACGAUCUGUUUAUCGACCAGCAGGAUUUGGCUCGGCAUAACGAUCACGCGCUGUCGUCACGCAUGAUCGAACGCAUCUUCUCCGGCUGUGUGACGCGUGGGCCUCGAAGAAACAAUCCGAACCCGAUCGUGAUGGGGCCAAACGGGCCGAAAAUGUCGUAUACCGACUUUGUCUGGUUUCUGCUUGCCGAGGAGGACAAAACGCACCCGACGGCGAUCGAGUACUGGUUCCGCUGCAUGGACGUCGACGGCGACGGGAUGCUGUCGAUGUACGAGCUGGAGUACUUCUACGAGGAACAACAGCACCGGAUGGAAUCGCUCGGCAUUGAAACGCUACCCUUUGAAGACUGUUUGUGCCAGAUGCUGGAUAUGAUUAAACCUACCACACCCGGUUGCAUCACGCUUGCCGAUCUGAAACGUUGCAAGAUGACGCCCAUUUUCUUCGAUACGUUCUUUAAUCUGGAGAAGUACAUGGAGCACGAACAGCGGGAUCCAUUCGCGCAACGUGAUAAUGACGAUCUCUCGGACUGGGAUCGCUAUGCCGCCCAGGAGUACGAACUACUGGUCGCCGAGGAGGGAGGCGACACGCAAGGAUCAUAUGACGAGGAUGAUGAUUACGAGUCGAACAUUGACAUUUUAGAAACGCAGUUAGACGAUUGUUUGCUAAACGAAUGGUGAGAUACGGGGCCCGGCGGACCUCGGGGCCGCCACCAC
This is a messenger RNA of Sabethes cyaneus, 3051 nucleotides long. RefSeq lists its product as uncharacterized. Gene Ontology annotation, molecular function: protein phosphatase regulator activity; calcium ion binding. Lineage: Eukaryota; Metazoa; Arthropoda; Insecta; Diptera; Culicidae. The coding region runs from base 1 to 3015 and encodes 1004 amino acids. The transcript has 10 exons. The record is from RefSeq and is a predicted model, not a curated record. Gene Ontology annotation, biological process: protein dephosphorylation. Gene Ontology annotation, cellular component: protein phosphatase type 2A complex.